Messenger RNA from Tachysurus vachellii, 1262 nucleotides. RefSeq lists its product as uncharacterized. The transcript is spliced from 4 exons. Lineage: Eukaryota; Metazoa; Chordata; Actinopteri; Siluriformes; Bagridae. Bases 113 to 541 code for a protein of 142 amino acids. The record is from RefSeq and is a predicted model, not a curated record.
UAGGGUAUAAAAAAGGACAGAAGGGGUCAAACUUCACACAUAACAGAAGCAGGCGGAACAGAGAAGUUCUGCACAUCUACCUGAAUAAAAGAGCAUCACAUCUAACUGAGCUAUGUCCAGAAGCCUGUACAUCAUUUUAGUUCUGCUAGAAGCAGUUCUACAUGGAACAGAUUCCGCUGUUAAUCCUAUUAUAGAACUUUCUCCGAGCACCGAAAGUACUACAUUAGAAAGCACAUCGUCCACUGUUACAACCACUGUACCUGAAACUACUGUACCUGAAACUACUGUACCUGAAACUACUGUACCUGAAACUACCCCUGAGUCUACAACACACACAGAUUCUACUUUAGAAUCAACCUCUGUAGACCAAAGUACAGAGACGCCCCAGACCAGCCCCCCUGAUGAAGGCUCCAGUGGCAAAACACAAGACGGUUUAACUCCAGGAGAAGCAGCAGGAGUAGCCGUAGGCACCAUUGCUGGGGUGGCUGUGCUGGGUGGAGGUAUUUAUGCUGGUUUGAAGUUCAGUGGGAAACUGGGCUAAACUCAUGUUUACUCAUGGGUAAACGCAUGUUCCGGUUUGACACCCGGAACAUGCUCAGGCCAGUUGACUAGCUGUUCUCUCCCAGAACAGUGACAGAUUUAUGCAAGUUCUGUGUGAUGAUCUGCAGUUGCCAUGCAGUGAUAGACACCUCUUUAAAUGAAAUAUUGAAAUGUAUAACAAUAGACUUUAGAAAUGAAUUAUAUCUGUAACACAGUGUGACAUAAGUGUAUAUACUGUACAAUUUCUCAGUUUCAAUGUUCAUUAUCCUUUUUUUCCCUUUGUUUACAUUUCAUUCUUGUUCUCCUGAUCGAUGUCAAGCUCAAACAACAGUUUACAACGUGCCACUUUACCCAUCGCUCUGUAAACAUGUACCAGCUGUAGGUGCAUCAUUACAGAAACCACAUAGAUAACACCAGGAAAUAACAGGGUGUGUGUCUGUGUGCCAAGUGUCUAUACGGUCAUUUGUCAUUCGUGUUUAACAACAUAAAAAUGGUGUGAGAGAAGAGUAGAUGCAAAAGCAUCUUUCUAAAUAGAGUGUAAAAUCAUCAACUGCUGUUUGUGCUUUGUUGUUCUGCAGAGACUGUGUUUCUGCUUUGUUGUUAAACAGAUCAUUUGCAAAUUCGUUUUGUAUUCUAUUCUGAUGAAUAAAGACUAGAAUAAACUAGAUUAUAUUAAGAUAUAUUUUAUUUCAAAACAUUAAGGUGAUCUAUGAAAUAUCAAA